Lingula anatina is the source of this 7888-nucleotide messenger RNA. RefSeq names its product ral GTPase-activating protein subunit alpha-1. NCBI's taxonomy places the organism in Eukaryota, Metazoa, Brachiopoda, Lingulata, Lingulida, Lingulidae. Gene Ontology annotation, cellular component: cytoplasm; nucleus. Gene Ontology annotation, biological process: regulation of small GTPase mediated signal transduction; positive regulation of GTPase activity. Gene Ontology annotation, molecular function: GTPase activator activity. The record is from RefSeq and is a predicted model, not a curated record.
UGAUCACCGCCACUUCCGUUGCAAAUAUUUGCAAAACUGAAUAGAAGAUGUGACAGAAAACCAAAUUUGCAACACGCCAUUUACCCAUAUGUGGCAAUGUUUAGUAGAAAGUCUCAUGCAGACGUUAGGAAAUCCUCGCAAAAGUUCUUCGACCCAAAGAAAGAUUCUGCUGGCAAACUUAAACAUUUGAGGAUUGUUCUGGAAAACUAUGAAACCCAAGAUGCGAAAGCUUUCUUUGACAGUCACUAUUCUCAGAUCUACUUCAACUUUUAUGAAGUGUUUACCACUGUUGAAGCAGAUUUGAAGCAAAGAGCAAAUAAGACACAUCGUGAGGAACUGGAGGCAGCAUUAUGUAUCUUUGAGAAAAUUCUGUUUUUUCUGCCUGAGCUAAUUCACAGGAGGUGGCAGUUUCACAGCAUAGGACGAAUCAUCAAGAAACUUUUGCAUACAGGCAACUCAUUGAAGCUACGAAGAGAGGGUAUUCGCCUGUUUGUGAUCUGGUAUCAGACAUUGAAGGAUAACGCCAGUGAGGAAUGUCACACCACUUUUGCUGCUAUAGUCCCCAGACUGGGCAAGAAUGAAGGGGUGGACCAGGAUCUCUUCACUGUGUCUGGGGAUCCAAGAACUGCGGUCACCCCAGUGGAGAUUUCGGCCAUUCUCCCACCUCAGUCUGGGGAGAAACAGCCCGAGGAUGUCACCCGUUUUCUUCUUGCCUCUCUACUGGAGUACAUGGUGUCUGAGGUGAACAACAUUGAGUGGUCUAAUAAGGAUGAGAAACAAAGUAGUUUUGACUUCAUAUUUAAUCAGUUCAAGACCUAUUACCUUCACAACAUAUUCCCAGAGUUUAACAAGCACACAAGUCUCUAUGAUCCUGUGCUAGACCUUCCUGUGUUACGCCCCAAUCCUGACCCCAGGGGCCCACCCACCAUACGCCCUGAUGCUCUUUCUCUCUGUCAGGAGGUGGUCAUCAAAUGGAUCACUACCUUUGUACAUUUGCCAAAGAAACAGGAAACAAAAAAAUCAGAACCGGCUGAAGUCCUGCAGCACCCCCCAGAGCAUGAGCCAGACGAGGGAGACGGUAACAGCGGAGAAGAGACACUGCGGCCAGAGGACAGCUCCAUCCCACCAGAGAGCAGCACCAAUACCCUGACCUCUGCUUCCCACGGGGACGCUGCCUCAACUAAAUCAAGUGACGACGAGGAUGAAGGACAGCUGCUGACUGAGUUUGAGAUUGUCCGCAGCGUUUUGUUUUCCACGCAGGAGAAUGUCAAUCUUGUUCAUGAAGUGUUUAGACAGGCACUGUUGUUGCCUUUUUACCAUAGUGGAGCUAUAAAAAAGGUUUUGGCAGUUUAUAAGGACUGGCUGCAGAAUGAAGCAGACAGACCCGUAUUCAUGAAAGAACCAAAUGAUUCUGCAAGGGGAAUCGACAACAGAAGAGAAAGUGGCAAUGGAAAGUUGGGAAAUAUAUCUGAAGAGAGCUCAUCAGAGGAAAACUCCUCCACAUCACCUCCACCAUCUUUUCUCCAAGCUGAGCCCCAACCUGGUAUGCGGAAAAGAAACGACUCCUACCUUGGCGCCAUCUUUUCUUCCACGCCUGAUCUGGAAGCCAGCGUGUGUGCAGGUUUACAGAACACACUGCAGGUUCUUAUCACCAAUACUGCUAACGUGUUCUUGUUGGAGCCCAGUGAGCAUCAUAAGGUGUUUUCAGAGCAGGUGGAAAUGUGUAGAAGAGUGAUCAACAUGUAUAGAUAUGUAGUGAUGAAUUUGAUCAUGGAGCAAAGAACUUGGGAACAAUUAUUACAAGUAUUACUGAAAGUCACUUCAACAGUAUUAAAAGAGAAUCCACCCCCAUACAGAGACAAGAAUCUGGGAGGCAAACUGGGCACUGCAAUAUUCCAAACUUUGAUUGUCACCUGGAUCAAGGCCAAUCUGAGUGUGCAUAUCUCUACAGAGCUGUGGGACCAGUUUCUACAAGUCCUGUCCUCCCUCACACAGUGGGAGGAACUAGUCAGGGAGUGGGCUAAAACUAUGGAGACGUUGACUAGAGUACUGGUGAGGCAGGUGUACAACUUAGACAUGCAUGACUUACCUUUAGACAGAUUGAGUGAGCAGAAACAGAAGAAGAAAAGGGGAGGCAAGCAGCAAGGCAAGAGGCAUACCAGGACAUUUUCCAGAGCCUGGAGCCGUAUAGAAAAAGAACAUGUGGCCCAAAGUUUUCUUAUCCAGUCCACCAAUCAGUUAACUACAGUGGCAGAGAAUGGCCAGUCUGGGGCCACAGCACCUCCUACCAUUAUUACUACCAGUUUUGAAGGUUCAGAGUUACCAGAGGCCCCAGUACGUCGCCAGAGGUCUUUUAGUGGAGAUUCCUCACCAGCUCAUUCCAGAUCAGCCAGCGACAUCGAUGAGGGUGCCGCACAGCUAGUGCGCAGCAGCAGUGACAGCAACAUAGCCCUAAUUGAUCUGGAGGGAAGGCGGAAAAAUAAAGGCUCCAGUUUUGUCAGUGAUACCAGUGCUGAUUCUUCUGGUAAUGCUGAAACUACUGAUGAUGAAGAACACAGGGACUUACUGAACAUCAGCCAAGAGGACCAGGAGGUAGCCACAGUCACGGCAGGCCUGUCGUCUGCUCUCAUUGACACUGCUGCCAUGAUCACGGACACCACCAGUAUGACCAGUGCCGAGAGUAUUCUGGUGCCCUAUACCUUCAUGGACCAUGAGAAGAGUGGCGACAGUGGGAGCACAGAGAAAAGUGAUUCAGAUCAAGCAAGAAGAGCAGGCUCCACCUCCUCCCCAGUGUCAUUUCACUCUACCAGGUCAAGGUCAACAUCAAGGUCAGGGUCACCUGUGACCUACAGACAAUCUGAAGACCUGCACGAAGAACCUGUAUUCAGAAGAGAUGAUUCCUCCUCCAUGAUCAGGUCUCAGUCCAGGUCUCCCUCUCCUGGUCCUGAGGAGGAAGAGUUAUAUGAGGUAGAGAAGGAGGAACUUCACAUCAAAGACUCUGACACCCCUGAUAGAGAGAGUAUCCAUAUUGAAGAGGAGACACCUGAUGAAAAUCUUCUAAGCCCAGUAUUAACCAUGCAUUCCUGUCCUGAAGACAGUCGCUGUGUCUUGGCUGGUGGUAACGUCACAGGCUGGACACCAGAGGCCGCUGUCAUCCUGUGGAGACGGAUGCUGGGAGCCCUGGGGGACAUCAACCAGAUCAAAGACCCAGACAUCCACGCCAGUGUGUUUGAAUAUUUUUGUGACCUCACAGACUCUCUUAUCAAAGUACGUGAAAACCAAAGUGUAACUCCAGACAAUCAAUCUUCUCCAAUACGGCCAGAAUUUAUUCCUCCUAUCCUCAUGAUAGCUCCAUGGUUAUUCCGGGCUGUAGAGCUUCAGGACCGCUACAAGAGAGGCAGGUUACUAGCCUACAGGUUACUGUGUGUAAUAUCUCUGAGACGCCACGACGUCCCCUUACCAAUGGACCACCUGUCUCAGUUCUAUAGAGUUCUACACGAAGGUCUGAUGAGUAAUGAUCAAGAUGUGGUGAAUGCGUUGGUGAGACACUGCGGUCCACGCUUCUUCUCUAUGCCAUUACCAGGCUCCACCAUAUUACUACUAGACUUCCUUCAUGCCGCCAACACCAUAGCCUCUUCCACAGACCUCAAAGAGGCUCCCAGAACAGAGGCAGUGUCCAUCCUGGGCUCUCUCCUGUGUCUUCCCAACCACUUUGGCCAGCUGUCUGUCCUGCAGCCCAGUCCAGUGGAAAUGACCAUGAUGUGGUGCAAUGACCUCAAGGACCAUCUCAUUAGUAUGGUGUUGAAGUGUGGAAAGAAAGAGCCAGCUGGACUGGCAAGAUGUGUAGCAAUUAGUAGUUUAGGGAUAUUUAUUUAUGAAGAGUUGAGUCAUGGGUCCAUGCACUCUAAGAUGAAGGAGGCAGUGAAUGUACUACUGGCAGUGUUGAAAUAUAGUACUAACCAGCUCUCUGAUCCCAAGUUCAACAGUAAGUUGGUGGCACAGGUGGCUUGUGACAUGCUGAGAUUGCUGUGUGAUCACAUCCCCACACUAUUAGAGCACCAACCUGAUCUGCCAAAGAAGAUCAUAGAAGUGAUGGCCUCUACAUUGUCUUCUCUGCUACCUGCCAGUGAGCACCAGCAUUCUGAAGAAGAGAAGAGGCUAUUGGUAUCUAUCAUGUUCUGUAUGUUGGAGUGGUGUAUGCACAUGCCUCUACACACACUGCUAGAGAAGUCAGACAGUGGAAGGAGCAUUCUGUAUAGAGUGUUUAGGGUUCUCAAUGUAGCAGUGGUGGGCGGGGUAAGCAUGCUGACCCCAAAGAUGAUGCACCCCAGUACGUCCUUUGCAGACUUCUACGCCCAGGAGUCUGAUGUGGAGGGGGUGAAAGAUGGGGCCAACACCCCCACAUUCAGCAAGACCCCCGACCUGGCCCCGGGGACCCCCCAAAAACCAGCCUCUCCAACUGUGGAUCUGUUGAACAUUGGCAAUAUGGAUCUAGUCAAACUGGCAGCUAGAGUGGUCCUGUGUCAUUUGGUGAAUCACUUGGGUCACUUCCCAAUGGGGGGAGGAGCUGCCAAGUCCAAUACCUUUGUGCAGGAAUAUCACGACUUCAGUCCAGCUUUGGACGAGCUUUCUACGGACAUCUUCAGAGCACCCAAUGUCCAGUUCUUUGUGCUCAACAAUACAACCUUGAUAUCCUUUGUGGAAAUUCCUGCUCUGCUUGACCUCCCUGGUGGAGGGGUGACUGCAGGACUGACCACAGGAAAGACGGUGGCCAGAGUGAUCAUACGGGACAUUGUGGGGAAGUAUUCAUGGGACAGUGCAAUAUUAUAUGGACCUCCCAGCUGUCAGGCAGGCUCUUACCAACCUGAGAUCAGUCCUCUGAUGAACUUCUUUGAUGAGUUACUGGACCUGGCCCCCAGUACAGUGGAGCAGACCAUCCUGGAGUACCUGCGGGCAGAGAGUCGGACCAUUGACCCCGCCGUGCACCCCUCUGAGGUCAGAGAGCUGCUGAGACUGGGGGAGGACUACGACUGUCUGGAUCAUUUGCUCCAGUAUAUCGGACAGACCAGUCCUGAGUGUGAACUACAGCCUGGAGAGCCUCUGAACAUAGCAGCAGGACUGCCUGAUCAGCUGUCAGACACCAUGGAACAGGAAACCAUGGCAACUCUACAGGAACAACAGAGCCAGGAGGAGAACUACACUGCAGAACAUGAAAAGGACAAAAGUAUGAGUGCAAAAUCAACCACACCAGCCCCGAGUCACGAUCCAGUGUCAACGUUUCAAACUUGUCGCAUGCUCUUGAACCAGCUGGGUUUCUUAACAUGGAUAAAAAGAACAAGUUUUGAUCUUCUGCACAAAAGUGACAAGUUGCUAAGAGAACUGAAAAAUCUGGAUAAACAGAGAUGUCGAGAGACCCACAAGAUAGCAGUGAUCUAUGUGGGGGAGGGCCAGGAAGACAAGCAGUCCAUAUUAACAACUCAGGCAGGAAGCAAAGCUUAUGAAGACUUUGUGGCAGGACUUGGCUGGGAGGUUGACUUGGAGCACCACACUGGCUUCCUGGGGGGUCUCCAGCAGAACAAGAGUUCAGGCGACACAGCGCCCUACUAUGCCACGUCCACAAUGGAGGUGAUCUUCCACGUCUCUACCAGAAUGCCAUCUGACAGUAGUGACGCUGUGCACAGGAAGCUUCGCCACUUAGGGAAUGAUGAAAUCCAGAUAAUUUGGUCUGAGCAUAGCCGAGACUACCGUCGUGGUAUCAUCCCCACAGAGUUUGGAGAUGUUCUGAUCAUCAUUUAUCCACUACAGAAUGAACUGUAUAGGAUACAGAUCAAUAGGAAACCAGAGGUGCCCUAUUUUGGUCCUCUGUUUGAUGGUGCAAUAGUAGACCAGAAGGUUCUACCAGGCUUAGUGCGGGCCACAGCAAUCAAUGCCAGCAGAACCAAACGAGCUCAGUUGCCAUAUUUCCAGCCAUUCUUUGAGGAGCGCGCCAAAUAUUUAGACAACAUAAUUCAACAGCACAAGCAGCCCAGUAUGUUUGAAGACUUUGCUGCCAAUGUAUUCGCACCUGUGCUGCCACAGGCUGAAGACAUUCCAACCUUGCAGACGACAUUAGGGCCAAUGACCACCUCUGGUUUGCUGGGUGACCAGUCCAGUGUCAGUGUCCAGGAGGAGGACAGUAGUCAGUCUCCACACAGCUCUAUAGGAAGACACUCCAGAGGUUCUGACAGUGACAGUACCUCAGAGAAAGUUGCUCGCAAAUUGUCAUGGAAGACCAGAAGAUCGUCUACUCACAAAAUGGCCUCCACUCCUCCCGACAGCCCCAAUACCAAGACCAAGAGAUGAGAAUUUUUUGCCUUAUAGAUGGAGCCACUGUCACCAGUCAAAGUCCAUCUUGGCCCAUUCUGCAGGCUGUGGUCUUGUGGAUUUCUCUUGUCUUGUGCUCCCAUGUCACAUGGUCUGGACUCUGGCAGCAAGUUCUGCGCACAGCGUUUACACAAUCUACAAGUAUUAACUGAAUUUGCCUCUCAAUGUAAAUACUGUGAAACAACUCUAAAACAAAGGUUGUGUUCACAAUUAGACUAAUUUGACCACAAAUUAUCUGAUUGACUUCAGUGAGCAUAAGUUGUGCUAUAUUCUAAGUUUGGCAGAAUGUGAAAAUAGCACAGGUGGAUUGGGGGGGGAUGUCAAAUCCAAGAGCAGGUCCAAGGGGAGACAAUAAUCAAUAUUUAAAAUGCUACUUAAGAAAACUGUUUUAAACUGGAAACAGCUUGAAGGGAGGAAGGACUGUUAAUGUUCAUGUAUUCAGAGAAAUGGGCCAUAUUCUUAAUUAGGGUUUUGCCCAUUGACUUUACUCUAUGUCCAAAUAUAUAAACUUUUAUUUACACUUGGAGUUUUGUAGGGCAUGGUUUUUGCAACUAUUGUGAGCAUCUUUAUGUUUAUUUUAGAUUAAUGUUAAUUAUUUUAGAUAUUUAACUAUCUAAUUGUUACUAUCAAUUUUAAACAUUGAUGGAAAAUAUGAACUUCAGAAGUGUGUCACGCCACCUAUGAUUAUUUAUUUGCAGUGAAACAGAAUAUUUUUGUAUAAUUCUCUCCCUCUCUCUUCGUCAAAAGAAGCACCACGAAAUGGCAAUUUAUGUAAAUUAUGCUUGUGCAAUCCUUGAGACUUUUAGAUAUACAUUUGAUUGUAAUCCUGUUAACAUUUGAACCAGACAAUGAGGUAAACUAUACUUGCACAGAUAUAAGUCUCUCUUGGGUUUUGUGUCCUUGGGCACAUUUUAUAAUGAUGUUGAUGUCUUUUGUGAUGAGACUUGAGGCACAAGAUGCCAACUUUAAUGUAAUGCAUGCUUCCCUGUUUUACACUACCUUCUACUCUGACAUGUAUUGCAUCUGAGUUGCAGGUCCUAUCUGACUAAUUAUUAUUAUUAUAUUGCAUUAUUGUUGGAAGUCCUAUCUGACUAAUUAUUGGUGAAAAUUACCCAGGAUAUGUUGUCCAUGUAAAAGGAGGACCCGAUAUUGUCCUGUAACUUAAAUGUGUGUUAUGAUAAAAUUUAAAUUGUUGAGUUUUACUAUGAUAUAAAGGAGUUUAUAAAUUAUAUGUAUAUGUUAUGAAUGUGAAUACGAAUUUAAUUUCACUUUACUAAUUUACUAAUAUGAAAUUAGCAGGGAGAUUUUUUUUCACUUACAGUAAUAUAUUUUUAUAAUUUAAACCAAGAAUCAUAUCAAUUUAUUUGGUUUCUUCUAACUAGAUGUACUUUUUGUAAUUGUGGCCAUUCUUCUAGAUAUACGUAGAUGCCAGUACCUCUCGUAUUUCAUCUGUGCUUCAAGCACUUGGAAUUUGGCUUCAGUAAGUGUCUAUGUUAUCAAUGGGAAUAAACUAUGUUGUGUAUUA